Molecule: messenger RNA, 1146 nt
Organism: Nomia melanderi (Alkali bee)
Lineage: Eukaryota; Metazoa; Arthropoda; Insecta; Hymenoptera; Halictidae
Product: lymphotoxin beta receptor inhibitor
Molecular function (GO): calcium ion binding
Source: RefSeq, a predicted model, not a curated record
CAAUGAAAAAAUAAAUUAAAAAGUUAUCGCAUUCGCAGGUAUUCUUAAAUCGCUAAUCCCCUAGGUAGAAACAUCGCUAGAAAGUAUAUAACACCUGCAUCUGUCCACGUCAGUGUACACGAUUCCUGUAACAUAACCUGAAAUUUCUGAUCCGGUGUACAGUCUUGCCAAUGAUCGAGAUAUUGGCUUCUAUGUCAGUUUUUGUAUAUGUACAUCUUCAAUUGUAAACAAGAAAAUAUUAUAUGUAACUACAUGUGUGAAUACUACAUUGUUCAUAGGAUAAUAUUACAAAAUGAAUUGGACUUUGUGGCUGUUUAUAAUUGGAUCCUUUGGCUGUAAUUAUGUACAUGCUCAAGUUCAAAGGGUUCCACCAGGUGUAUCUCCUCAACAUUAUCAACAACAUGCUCAACAAGUACAUCAAAUGCCACAACAAAUGCCACAACAACAGUUCCAGCAACCUCAAGUACCUAUGCAUCAGGUUCCUGUUCAACAAGUACCCGUACAACAACAUAUGCCAACUCAGCAAGGACACGGUGUACCAGUUCAACAAGGACACGCUCACGACCAACCACAGCAAAUUCUUAAUGCUGCCAAUAUAGUUCAUGAAAAGGCUCAUAUUGCAGAGCACAUGGAAGUUCCAAUAGAUACUAGUAAAAUGACAGAGCAGGAAUUGCAGUUCCAUUAUUUUAAGAUGCACGACGCAGAUAACAAUAAUAAAUUAGAUGGUUGUGAACUUAUAAAAUCCUUGAUUCAUUGGCAUGUAGAGCAAGGUAGCAAAGAUGUAGGAGGUCCCAAUGCUGGAGAAAAAAUGUUUAAGGAUGAGGAAUUGGUUACAUUGAUAGAUCCAAUAUUUUCUAUGGACGACAGCAACAAUGAUGGGUACAUUGAUUAUCCUGAAUUUAUACGAGCACAGAAAGCAGCUGCUGCGAGUCGUCAAUAGCUGCAUACAAUAGAGUAACAUUAAGUAUAAUUGAACAAUAUUUUUACUUCAUUUUGAACAAACCUACAGUUACAUUUGUAAACAUCUCAUAGUUUCCACUUGUUACAAUAUAAGUAAUGGUAGAGACUAUUACUUGGCAUAGAAUUGCAAUUCUUUUUGUUCUGUUCAUUUUUUUCAAAUAAAAAAAAUGAAUAAAAUUUUUUUUU